Molecule: messenger RNA, 573 nt
Organism: Plasmodium relictum
Lineage: Eukaryota; Apicomplexa; Aconoidasida; Haemosporida; Plasmodiidae
Gene: VPS29
Product: vacuolar protein sorting-associated protein 29, putative
Exons: 1
Coding region: 1-573 (190 amino acids)
Biological process (GO): intracellular protein transport; retrograde transport, endosome to Golgi
Cellular component (GO): retromer complex; endosome
Source: RefSeq, a predicted model, not a curated record
AUGGGUGGAAAGCUGGAAGAUAUAGGAGAAUUGGUUUUAUUAAUUGGAGAUUUUCAUUCUCCAAUUAGAAACUUAGGGUUGCCAGAUUGUUUUAAAGAUCUUUUAAAAACAGACAAAAUAAAGCAUGUUCUAUGUACUGGAAAUGUUGGAUCUAGCGAAAAUUUAGAGUUACUUAAAAAUAUUGCUGAUUCUGUUCAUAUAACUAAGGGAGAUAUGGAUGAUAAUUAUGACUUUCCAGAGGAAAUUUCUCUUAAUAUUGGAGAUUUUAAAAUAUCAUUAAUUCAUGGUCAUCAAAUUAUUCCAUGGGGAAAUAUGAAUUCUCUUUUACAAUGGCAAAAAAAGUACGACAGUGACAUAAUUAUUAGUGGUCAUACACAUAAAAAUUCUAUCGUUCAAUAUGAAGGGAAAUAUUUUAUUAACCCUGGAACAGCAACUGGAGCUUUUCAACCUUGGUUAACUGAGUCUAUUCCAAGUUUUAUAUUAAUGGCUGUCGCAAAGAACUCCAUUGUUGUAUAUGUUUAUGAAGAAAAAUAUGGAAAAACAAACGUUGAGAUGAGUGAAUUACGUAAGUAA